Molecule: messenger RNA, 1833 nt
Organism: Solanum pennellii
Lineage: Eukaryota; Viridiplantae; Streptophyta; Magnoliopsida; Solanales; Solanaceae
Exons: 2
Coding region: 382-1833 (483 amino acids)
Source: RefSeq, a predicted model, not a curated record
AUAGUGAUCCAUCAGAUUCUGAAGAUAGUGAAUACUCUGUAAAAGUAUCUGAUGAGUCAACUGAAGAGAGUGAUAAUUCUGAAGAUAGUGAAAUACUUGAAGAUGAUCAAUAUGGAAGUGAUGUUCAUGAGGAGUUAAUUCAACUGAGGGCUGAGAAAAGAUCUUUUCUGAGGAGAAGAAAAAAAAGGAAAAGAAUUUCUGCAGAUACUGAAGAAGUAGCAUGUGGUAAUGCUGGAGCAGGUCUUGGGUUUGAUGAGACAACUAUGAAUAGAUGUACUUUAGAAGAAAGGUUGGGGGGGUGAUGAACCAUAUUAUGCAAGUUCUGAUGCUUGUAGUUUUGAAACUGACACAGAUGAUAGUUGUCUAGAGGAAGGUGAAAAAAUGAAGUUGAAACUGCCUAACACAAAAAGGAAAAAACAUACCAUAGAGAGAGUCACAUUUGAUCCCAACAUUAAGAAGAUUGUGUGGCAAUUGGGUAUGAUUUUUGAAAGUGUAAAAGAGCUUAGAUUGACAGUCACUAAGUAUGCAAUUCAGAGAGAGGUUCGGAUUGAAAAGUGUGUGAAUGAGCCAAAUAGAGUAAGGGUGAGAUGUUGCAAGGUAAAUUGCAAAUGGUUGUUAUAUGCAAGUUUGGACAAGAAGACUAAUAACUUUGUUAUUAAGACUUACAUGCCAGUCCAUUCAUGUCAAAAGGCUACUAGGAAUUAUUUGUGCAACUCUACAUUCAUUGCUACUGUUUUCAAAAAGAAAGUUAUUGAACAACCAAAUAUCAGAGUGUUCAAGUUGCAAGAGUUAAUCCGUAAGAAGUAUAAUGUGCAUGUUGGUAAGACCAUAACUAGAAGAGCAAGAGCUAAAAUUUUGAAUGAACUUAUGGGUGAUCAUGUUAAGGAAUUUGGGAGAAUUCUUGAUUAUAAGGAUGAGUUGCUGAGGUCUAAUCCUGGGAGUACUUGUGUGGUGAAGCUAGGAGAAGCUAAUGCAUCUGGCAGGCCAGUAUUUAAGGCAUUUUACAUUUGUUUUGCUGCAUUCAAGAUGGCAUUUAUGUCAGCUAGAAAAUACAUUGGUCUGAAUAGUUGUUUCUUGAAGGGGGUUUGCAGGGGUCAAUUACUUAUUGCAGUGGCUAAAGAUGACAAUAAUCAAAUGCUUUCACUUGCUUGGGCUGUAAUUGAAAAUGAGAACACAAUCACUUGGAGUUGGUUUAUUUCUCUGUUGAAAGAAGACUUGAGAUUAGGAGAUGGAACAAGUUUCACAAUUAUGUCAGACAUGCAAAAGGGACUGGAUAUAGCUAUAAAGAAGUUGCUGCCAGCUUGUGUGGAAAGAAGGUGUGCUAGGCAUAUACUAGCAAAUUGGUCAAAGAAUUGGAGCGGGCUGCAAAGGAAGAAGCAGUUUUGGAAGUGUGCUAGAAGUACUUUUGAAGUUGAAUUCAGAGAAAAUCUGCACGAGUUGUUUAAAUUAGGUACUGGAGGUACAGGUAUAGUGGAUGACCUAAUUUACUAUGAUAAAGAAUAUUGGUGUAAGGUGUAUUUUAAUUGUGAAGUCAAGUAUGAUGCAAUAGAUAAUAAUAUGUGUGAAAGCUUUAAUGCUUGGAUUUUGUCUGCAAGGCAUAAAACCAUUAUUACUAUGCUUGAAGAGAUAAGAAUUAAGGUCAUGAAUAGGUUAGCUAGGUUAAGUGAAUUUCCAAACUCUUGGAUAAGCAAUUUCUCUCUAAUGGCAAUGAAAGUAUUAGAACAAAAUAUUGAUAAGUCAAUGGCAUGUAACAUUGAGUUUAAUGGAGUAACUGACUAUGAGGUUUUGGAUGGAUACAAACAACACACUAUAUGUUUGAGAAAGAGGGAGUGA